Molecule: messenger RNA, 1546 nt
Organism: Macrosteles quadrilineatus (aster leafhopper)
Lineage: Eukaryota; Metazoa; Arthropoda; Insecta; Hemiptera; Cicadellidae
Gene: eIF3j
Product: eukaryotic translation initiation factor 3 subunit J
Exons: 8
Coding region: 147-830 (227 amino acids)
Cellular component (GO): cytoplasm; eukaryotic translation initiation factor 3 complex
Molecular function (GO): translation initiation factor activity
Source: RefSeq, a predicted model, not a curated record
UUGUGACAUCAUCAUGCAACCGUAAAAGAGAACCGUCGAAACACGAACCGUCGUCCGUUUCUGUGACUGUCUGCCGUGAACGCAACGUAUUAGGCUAGUUUAUUUCAUUUCUGGUUUAUUAUGUGCUAAAUGAAAUCCAAAUUAUAAUGGAUAGUUGGGAAAAUGAGGAUUUUGAGGUCACCAUGCCUGCCAAGGCUUUGAACAAAUGGGAGGGAGAGGACGAAGAUGAUGAAGUUAAAGACAGUUGGGAUGAUCCUGAGGAAGAAAAGAAAGAGGAGGACUCUUCUAAAACUCAAGCAGUUUCUGCUGCCAAGAAACCCAAAAAGGCCUUACUAGGAAAAAUUGAGGAAAAGGAAAGAAAAAGAAAAGAAGAAAUCGAAAAGAAACUAAGUGAAAAACAAGCUUCACUUACACCUGAAGAACAGUUAGCCGAGAAGAUUCGCAGACAAAAACUACAAGAGGAGUCAGACCUUCUUUUGGCCAAACAGCUAUUAGGAACCGACGGAAUAUCACUAGUAUUAGAAACUCCAGAGGAUUUCGAGAAAUUUAAGGAUGACAUAAUCAACAAAUUAGGGGACUCUACAAAGAAAGAAAACUUUCCCAAUUUUGUAGACCAAUUAGUACAAUCUUUGUGUGUACAUUUAAAUUCUACUGACCUUAAGAAACUUUCAACGUGGCUUAAUAACAUGCACAUAGAGAAAUUAAAAAUAGAAAAAGGAGAUAAGGGAAAGAAAAACAAAGGGAAAGGCAAAGCAAAGUUGAAGCUGGAAGGAGAAACUGACUACAACGAGUUUUCAGCCUACACAGAAGACUAUGAUGACUUCAUGUAGUACCCAAGUGUCAUUUGAACAGUGCAGUUUUCACGGACAUAUAGGAAUCAAAUAAUAUACAAUAGUGAUUUUUUUGUAUGCUACAUUUUAUUCAAAGACUUUUCAUUUAUUUAUUUGUUGAGUUAUUUUUUAAGAAAGUGUAUUUUUGAUAUGGGUUUUAUAUUAAUACCGUUAAAAUAAGCUCAUACCUUCCAUGUUUGUUUGUAUAGUGUAUUUCAGAAUAUGGCAACUGUUUCACUUUUGGAUUUACUCAUAACGCUUCGCUAAAAGUAGUAUAACAAGUUGUUAAAAUAAUCGCAGCAAUUUGUAUGAAAAUCACUAGCAUAUAAGCUAUACGUAACUUGAAAUUUUAGCGUAAAUCUAUUUAUCAGGAUUGCAGAUUUUGCCAUUUGUAGAUGUUAAGGUGAAUUAUUUCUUUGUAUUUGUAUGUAUUAUACUUUAUAUCACUAAAACUCAUAUCUAAUAUUGGCUUUAGAAUUUGGUCGGGAUGUGGAUUUCAAUUUGAGUUAUCUGUUUACUAACUCACACCAUUUUACAAAUUAGCACCGGGCCUGCAUAGCUGUAAAUGAGGUUGAUUCAUUUGGUUAAGUUUGAGAGUUGGGUUUGUAACUUUGGUUGAUAUGUUUUCUCAUGUUACACUAAUAUUAGACCAUGUUGUUAUCGAAACCAUGAACAAGCCACACUCCAAAUAUACAAUAUUUUGAGUUGGGAUGAUA